AUGCAUCGUCAAAACUGUUGCUAUAACCCGGAUUCACGUGGUAUCCCUACCGUACCACCGCCAUUCGCCUUCUUUGUUGCACAUUUCGAAGGCGCAUACCCGAGAACAGUGAACGGGUCUCGACUGGAAUUACGCUCGUUUCCCGGCAGUCCGAUCGGCGAUUUCAGAAGGAGAUAUCCGUCUUCUUUUGCCACGAAUAUGAUGUUGACUGAGCAGGAUAAAAAUGCAGAACACAAUGAUGAAAAUACUCGGCAAAGUCGGUCGCCAUCGGUCGAUUCAGUGAGCCGUCUGCAUCAGCAAAGUGGGGGCUUUGCUUCACAAAAUCAGCAACAAAAUUCGCAGAGUCAACAGCCGACACAGCAACGUCGUGGCAGUUUUUCGAAGGAUGGUGGUGGAAACGGUGGUUAUUAUCAGCAGCAGAAUCAGAAUGGAUAUAGAAGACAAAGCUUCAGUCAACGCGGAAACCGCAGUAACAAUCAGAGAAGCGGUUCGAGUUAUCAGGGCGAGCAACUUGGCAAUAAUUAUCAGCAGGGAUAUCAACUGAAACAGCAGAGGGCCUAUCAGAAUUACCCUCAACACCAAUCGAAGUACUUUUACCAGCCCAGACCAAUUUUCAAUUCAACGCAAGAAUUUGGCCCAUUCUCAGCUCGCCGCCAGUCCCCAUCAUCACCAUCGUCGCCAACACCUUCAGCAACGAAUUCAAGUUCAAACAGGAAUCAGAUUCCCCCGCCACCGAUUCUUCUACGUCACGUUGAGUCACUACCACACGAAAAAGGGUUCAGUGGGAGUGGAAGUGAGCAAGAGCAGCAUCAUGAUGCCAAGAUUCAUCAGUAUCGAUCAGCGGGCACGGCGCCUGGUGGAUUUUCUAAUAACUCGUCUCCCUUCAAGCAGCAGACGCCGACCACUCCAUCUUCCUCUGAAAAACGAGGAGAACCAGAAGAAUGGCCCACACGAUUCCAACAUCCACCGCCAGGCCUACAGAAUCCGUUUAGACGUCCACACGAUAAUAUCCCGCCGCCGAUUGAGCUUCAACGCAAGAAUCCAGUGGCAUCGCUUCCGAUUGAUAUUCCGCCGAAUAGUCAGCCAUCAACGCCCUCGUCAUUUGAAAGAAAUGCACAAUUUAGAGCUGCUAUCAAAGAGGGAGUCUCGGUUGACAGUGUAGACGCCAAGCAUGCAUGCUUCGCCAAUGAACGGAUGCACAGUGCUAUUUAUGGGUGA
Caenorhabditis remanei is the source of this 1218-nucleotide messenger RNA. RefSeq lists its product as uncharacterized. The record is from RefSeq and is a predicted model, not a curated record. Lineage: Eukaryota; Metazoa; Nematoda; Chromadorea; Rhabditida; Rhabditidae. The coding region runs from base 1 to 1218 and encodes 405 amino acids. The transcript has 9 exons.